This is a messenger RNA of Funneliformis caledonium, 411 nucleotides long. The record is from the annotation of a GenBank genome assembly. Lineage: Eukaryota; Fungi; Glomeromycota; Glomeromycetes; Glomerales; Glomeraceae.
AUGAGCAGGAUUAAUGCUGCAUACAAUAGUUGUCCUACAACUAACUCUAAAGUUUAUUAUCAAUGUUGUAGCAAAUGUAUUAAUGAAUAUGCAAAUUGUUGGAAAGCUGAAAUGAUCUCAGAGGGUAAACUUGAUCUUAAUUGCUGUUUGCUUCUGUGUGCCGGAUGUCCGGAUCAUUCGCAUGUUACCAAAAAAACCUUUAUUGUGGUUGCAUUCGUUAAUGAAGCAACUCAACAACCCAUAUCACCCCCUACUAUUUUAAAUGCUUGCACUAGAAGUGAAAAUAAUGAAUGUCCAAUUAAAGCUGGUGAAAAAUUUAAUCAAACGUUGGAAGUUAAACUUCCAAUUAAAAAAACUAAUACUACUGAUAUUUCUAUGGUUUCUUUUAUUCCGGUCAGGACUAGUUUAUAA